This is a messenger RNA of Aricia agestis (brown argus), 1934 nucleotides long. RefSeq names its product lysophosphatidylserine lipase ABHD12. Bases 781 to 1878 code for a protein of 365 amino acids. Gene Ontology annotation, molecular function: phosphatidylcholine lysophospholipase A1 activity; monoacylglycerol lipase activity. The record is from RefSeq and is a predicted model, not a curated record. NCBI's taxonomy places the organism in Eukaryota, Metazoa, Arthropoda, Insecta, Lepidoptera, Lycaenidae. Gene Ontology annotation, biological process: monoacylglycerol catabolic process; phosphatidylserine catabolic process. Gene Ontology annotation, cellular component: endoplasmic reticulum membrane. The transcript has 10 exons.
AGAAAUAAUUUAUAUGGCAAAACUACAUUUGCCGGGUCAGCUUGUUAGUUUCUAAAAGCCCAAAUGGAUACGUAAAUAGCCGAAGUUUAAAUUGGCCGUGGCAGUCUUAAGUGCAUCAUGGAUCACCGGUUUUGUUUGGCUAUUUCCGUAUCCAUUCGGUCUGCCCUGCCCCGGGUCAGUUCUAGAUGCCGGAAACACUAUUAGUUUUAUCUUUGAUGAAUGGAAAACAAACUGCCUGAAAAGUGAAUAAACAUUUGGAAUAAAUCAGUAUUUUUAUGACCUUGCACUAAUAUUAUGCCUAUAGAGAAAGCAUUAAAAGAAUAUACUGUCUGUUGGUUUGACAUUCAUUACUUUGUUUGACAUUUCACAAUGACAUUGACAUUUGUCACUUUAAUUGAUGAGUGAUGACAGAUAAGCUCACCAGUGAUUCGUGUUCGGUGUUCGGCUUUUCGGAAAAGAAAAUUUUAUAUAAAAAUGCGAAAUUAACUGAGAUUAUUUAACAUAAAGAUAUUCAUAAAUAUCAAUAAAGAUUAAACAUUCCUAAAACAAUCGAAUAAUGUCUGCUUGAUUUAAAAAUAUUCCAAACUUAGGUUACGGAAGCAAUUGUUAUUCAUUAGUUAAUAUUUGCUAAACGAGUAGAUAAUUAUCAUAAAUAAUACACCUAAUUAAUUCCCUAUAUUCGGACACAAGUGUCUUCAUUCAUACUAAGCUCCAACCGUAGUUUGUUAGCACGUAAAAUAAUUGAAAUUUUUUUCGUAAAAAUAACCAAAAUCCUUUAAAAUGCAUGUAUUAUCCUACGUUAUAGUGCCUUUUUACAUCAUUCUGUACCUGCUCCUCGGAGCUUCAAUCACAGCUACAAUAUUCUUCAUUCAUGUGAUUAUUGUGCCUUUGGUGUUCAAAUACUCCAAGACAUUCCAAAGAGGAAUUAUAUUUUCGAAUUUCUUACCGGUGUUUAGAGAUCUGGAAGACCCUGCUUCCAGCGGUCUGGAUGGAGCGCGGAAUCUCUAUAUAGAAUUCCAGUCAAAAGUUGACAACUGUCGGAUAAAAAUUGGUCUCUGGCAUAUACUACCAAAGAGUGUGAACGAAAGACUGAAGACAAAGUUACAACAGACUGCAGACAAAGAGGAGUUAAAUUCUAUAUUUGAUGAGGCGCUGGCCACAUCUAAGACACCUAUAAUUUUGUAUGCUCAUGGCAACGCAUUAGCCAGAACUGCCCCGCACCGGGUGUUGUUGUACCAGUUAUUCCAGAAGUUGGACUAUCACACUAUCGCUUUGGAUUAUAGAGGGUACGGAGACUCUACCAACGUAAAUCCCUCGGAAGAUGGAGUGGUUGAAGAUCUACUGAUGGUAUACGACUGGAUCCGGACUAUCAUAGACAAGAGUGACAGCCCACCACCUGUGUUCGUUUGGGGACAUUCUUUGGGUACGGGCAUAUCAUCACAUCUCCUAGGUAACCUAGACACACUGUGCUCUAGUCUCCUAGACCGGCCACUGCCGCAGCCCCAGGGCUUAAUCCUGGAGGCACCUUUCACCACCCUGGAGGAGGAGGUGGCUAACUAUUGUGUUACACCGCUGGUAACCUGGCUGCCAUACUUCAACUACUUCUUCCUCACGCCGUUCGUGACGCGUCGCCACGCCUUCAACACGGUCGCAAAUCUCGCGAGAUCGACUGUACCGAUUUUGAUAUUGCACGCGCGAGAUGAUAUUAUUGUGCCGUAUGCGCUGGGAGAAAAGUUGUACAAGUCAGUGAAACAGUCCCGCGGCGGCGCCGUGCUCAUGCACUCGUUCGACCGGAGAGAGAAUUUGGGACACAAGAUGAUAUGCGCAGCCGAAGGACUGGAUAAGAUUGUCGGGGACUUCAUAACGGACCAUCAAUAGAAAUUAAUCUCACUUAAAUUUAAUUAACUCAAUCGGUCGCUGACCGCUGUUAAGCA